Merops nubicus (carmine bee-eater) is the source of this 360-nucleotide messenger RNA. It is a transcript of the gene DOHH, whose product is annotated as deoxyhypusine hydroxylase/monooxygenase. Gene Ontology annotation, biological process: peptidyl-hypusine biosynthetic process. Gene Ontology annotation, molecular function: deoxyhypusine monooxygenase activity. The transcript has 2 exons. The annotation marks the transcript as partial. The record is from RefSeq and is a predicted model, not a curated record. Lineage: Eukaryota; Metazoa; Chordata; Aves; Coraciiformes; Meropidae.
GUGAAGCUCUGGGUGCUAUCGGGAAUCCUGAGGUGCUGGACAUCCUGAAACGUUACUCGGAGGACCCUGUGGUUGAGGUGGCAGAGACGUGUCAGCUGGCAGUGAAAAGGCUGGAGUGGCUGCAGGAGAACAAGGAGGAGCUGGGCAGCAGCCCCUACCUCUCCGUGGAUCCUGCCCCCCCUGCUGAGGAGACGGACGUGGCCAAGCUCCGGGACACCCUCCUGGACGAGUCCUGCUCCCUCUUCGACCGCUACAGGGCCAUGUUUGCCCUGCGCAACCUGGGGGGCCAGGCUGCUGUGCUGGCACUGGCCGACGGCGAGCCUGCCUGCCAAUCCCCUGCAGAACCGGCACUGGCUGACG